This is a messenger RNA of Verticillium dahliae VdLs.17, 1122 nucleotides long. RefSeq lists its product as uncharacterized. Bases 1 to 1122 code for a protein of 373 amino acids. The record is from RefSeq and is a predicted model, not a curated record. The transcript has 3 exons. NCBI's taxonomy places the organism in Eukaryota, Fungi, Ascomycota, Sordariomycetes, Glomerellales, Plectosphaerellaceae.
AUGUUCAUCAUGGUGUAUCGUGUUCCGAGAGCUCUUGUCUCAAGCAACGACCUGCUAGGGCAAGGCGCCUGGAAGCAGGCCCUAGUGUUACUCUUCAGGAGGCUAGCGAGCCGUGAGAAGCGCUCUGCAAGGUUGUGCCUCACGCUGCGCCACGACCCACACGAGCUGUGCUGCAGGUUACACACUGCUCAACGCCGUCAGCAGCAGCAAGAGCACCAGCAACAGCACCAGCAGCAGCAGCAGCAACAGCACCAGCAGCAGCAGCAGCAGCAGCACCAGCAGCAGCAGCACGCAAUGUCCGCGCCCAUCACGUUCUACGACAUCGGCCUGCGCCCCCCCGCCGCAAAGAACUGCUGCUCGCCGAACCCGUGGAAGACGCGGUUCGCGCUCAACUUCAAGGCGCUGGCGCACACGACCAAGUGGGUGGCGCUGCCCGACAUUGUCAACCUGCGAACGACGCUCCAGGUGGCGCCGACACGCAAGUUCGCCGACGGCAGCGACUUCUUCACGCUGCCCAUCAUCGAGGACGCGUCGACGGGCACGACGCUCGGCGACUCGCUCGACAUAGCCGUCUACCUGCAGCAGACGUACCCGUCAGCAGGCGACGGCGACCUCUUCCCCGACCAGCCUCUCGACUACGCCUUCGACCCGGCCGAGGGCCUGCUCGUGCCGCUGUCGGCCGUGCGCGACAGCCCGUACCCGGCGUACGCAACGUUCAACGUCCACGUCGACGGCGCCUUCACGGCGCACACGCAGCUCACGACGGUCGGGUUCCCAUUCGACCCGGCCAACGAGGCGGCGACCAAGGCCAUCUUUGUCGACCGCGCGCGGCCGUACAUGACGGCGUGGGAGGAUUUCGCGCUGCGCGGCGACGACAGGGCGCGCAUGCUCGCGUCGUUCGAGGCGACGCUCGCGCCGCUGGCGGUGCUCUACGGGCGCGACGCGGCGGGGCCGUUUCUGCUGGGGGCGCGCGCGAGCUAUGCUGACUUUAUCGUCGGCGCCUGGCUGCGCAUGUUCGACGUGACGCUGCCGGCAGAGGAGUGGCAGCAGGUGCGGGGGUGGCAUGGCGGCAUCUUUGGACGGUUGCACGACGGGCUGCAGGCGUAUGCCGAGGUCAAAUAG